AGGGAAACCGAAACCGAAGCGGGUCGUCCCCUCCCCGGGCCGCCAGGCAGGCGCGCGGGAGCCGGAGCCCAGCCGCGGAGCCGGGAGCCGGGCGCAGAGCCGGGACCGCGGGCACCUCGGGGUCGCGGGUGUUGAGGCCGCUGCAGCGGCGGCCCCUCCCUCCUUUCUGUCGAGUCGCCGGCCCGCGAGGCCCGGCCCGGGAGCGGCGCGCAAAAUGGGCAGGUGCUGCUUCUACACGGUCGGGACGCUGUCCCUGCUCCUGCUGGUGACCAGCGUCACACUGCUGGUGGCUCGGGUUUUCCAGAAGGCCGUGGACCAGACCAUCGAGAAGAAUAUUGUAUUAAGGAAUGGUUCCGAGACCUUUGAUUCCUGGAAGAAGCCCCCUCUGCCUGUGUAUGCCCAGUUCUAUUUCUUCAAUGUCACCAAUCCAGAGGAGAUCCUCAGAGGGGAGACUCCCCGGUUAGAAGAAGUGGGGCCAUAUACCUACAGGGAACUUCGAAGCAAAGCAGAUAUUCAAUUUGGAGAUAAUGGAACAACAAUAUCUGCUGUUAACAACAAGGCCUAUGUUUUUGAACGAAAUCAAUCUGUUGGAGAUCCUAAAAUUGACUUAAUUAGAACGUUAAAUAUUCCUGCAGUGACUGCCAUGGAAUGGGCCCAGCUCCGCUUCCUCCGGGAGCUCAUCGAGGCCCUGCUGAAGGCCUAUCAGCAGACGCUCUUUGUGACACACACCGUGGACGAACUGCUCUGGGGCUACAAAGAUGAGAUCCUGUCCCUCAUCAGUGUUUUCAAACCGGAGAUCUCACCCUAUUUUGGCCUGUACUAUGGGAAAAAUGGGACUAAUGAUGGAGACUAUGUUUUUCUAACGGGAGAAGAUAAUUACCUUGACUUUACAAAGAUUGUGGAAUGGAAUGGAAAAACGUCACUUGACUGGUGGACAACGGACAAGUGCAAUAUGAUUAAUGGAACAGACGGAGAUUCUUUUCACCCGUUAAUAAACAAAGAUGAAAUUCUUUAUGUCUUCCCAUCUGAGUUUUGCAGAUCAGUGUAUAUAACCUUCAGUGACUUUGAGAGUGUGCAGGGACUGCCUGCUUUUCGGUAUAAGGUGCCUGGAGAAGUACUAGCCAAUACCUCGGACAAUGCCGGCUUCUGUAUACCUAAAGGAAACUGCCUGGGCUCAGGAGUUUUGAAUAUCAGCAUCUGCAAGAAUGGUGCACCUAUUAUUUUAUCUUUCCCACACUUCUACCAAGCAGAUGAGAGGUUUGUUUCUGCCAUAGACGGCAUGCAUCCCAAUAAGGACUAUCAUGAGACAUUUGUGGACAUUAAUCCUUUGACUGGAAUUAUUCUAAGAGCUGCCAAGAGGAUCCAAAUCAAUGUUUAUGUGAGAAAGUUUGACGACUUUGUUGAAACGGGAAGCAUUAGAACCAUGGUUUUCCCAGUGAUGUAUAUCAAUGAGAGUGUUCUCAUUGAUAAAGAGACUGCGAGUCGACUGAAGUCUGUGAUAAACACUACUCUGAUCAUCACCAACAUACCCUACAUUAUCAUGGCGCUGGGUGUUUUGUUUGGUUUGAUCUUCACCUGGCUUGCAUGCAGAGGACAGGGAUCCAUGGAUGAGGGAACCGCAGAUGAAAGAGCACCCCUCAUACGAACCUAACUGUGGCCCGAGCUUGGGGAAGGAACCGUGUGAGCUGUCCUAACCUGGACCACAACGUGAGGAAACUAUCCACGUCUUCAUGGACAUGGUGCCUGCUGCAGAGAGGAGGGAGGAGACCCCGUGCUGGCAAGCGACGAGAGCAUUCCGGCAGGAGGUUAAAGAACAGACUGAUAUGGUUGGCCAUUAGGCUUUAUAAAAUUUUUUUGUUUUUCAUGUGUCUAGCAAGUAUUUAAUAAACUCUUGUAUAGUAAUUUUUGUUGUUGGGUGCUGGUAGCUCCAGAAUUCUGUGACCACCGUUGUGGUUAAAAUAUGUCUGCAUCACUUGUUAACGUUCCUUGGUCUAACCUUAGUAAGUAUGCUUCAUUUACCAAACUUUGUGCUCAAAAUAUAUAAAUACUAUUUUACGUUGUAUUCCUCCAUUCAUUUCACCCCCAAAACAGAAGUAAAUACGAGUUCGGAACCCAGGGUAAAAUAGUAGCCUCAUUCAGUACAUCACUAAAAUGCAUCUAGUUUCCUCUUUUUAAAAAGUUACAUAAUUAUAUUUCAUAUGCUAACCUUCAGUUCAUAAUUCCUCCAAGAAAUUAAUUCAGUCUUUUGACUUUCAAACUGUCUGGGAACCAAGCAGGGAAGGGGUUGGGUGGGGUGAGGUAGGCAGUGGGGCAGUAACCGUCAAGUUGAUUGAUAGUGAUAAGCACCUGCGGAUUUUUUACUUGUACUUUUGUGAAUCGAGAGAAUGCACAAAUAAUGUUGGUGAGGACAAGUACAGAUAUUUCAUAUGAAGUAGAAGGAAAUGCUAGUUAUGACAUUUGUGGGUAGUUUGUUGUUUUUUUUUAGUCAGAAUGAUCUUGAUGGGGAAAGGUGCUUCUGGGAGGUAUCAUCAGUAACUGAUUUUUCCUCCAGUCAUCCUUGCCAAAUAUGAUACUGUAUUAAUUACAAUACUAUUGAGUUACUUUGCAAAAUUAUUUAUGAAUAUGGGAAACCCAUUCAUCCACAGCCCAAGUUACACAUACAUUUUGGGAAGUCUGACUGCACUAACAAAACGUUUCUUCUGGGGAAGUUUUCUUGGGAACUUUGAAAUUGUUUUUGUAAGUUGUUUUUCUUUUCUCACAUUUGGUCCCUUCCAGUGUUCUGUGGGUCACUGUCACUCACUGAAUAGAGAAAAAUGUGCCCUACACUUCCUGUGACAAUCAUUUUGCUGACAGAAUGAAUGAUGGUGUUUUAAAAUAUUGUACAGAAAAUGCUUUAAAGAAAGGUCCCUUGGGAUCCAGAAGCAGCGUCUUCUCAGAAGACCUUUUGACUUUCAAUGCAACCUAAGUCAGUCAGAGGAUAGGAACCGUCGUAUGUCACAAAAUCCAAGCCCGUUUAAGAGCAUUUUCUU
Panthera uncia (snow leopard) is the source of this 3029-nucleotide messenger RNA. It is a transcript of the gene SCARB2, whose product is annotated as scavenger receptor class B member 2. Lineage: Eukaryota; Metazoa; Chordata; Mammalia; Carnivora; Felidae. Gene Ontology annotation, biological process: receptor-mediated endocytosis; protein targeting to lysosome. Gene Ontology annotation, cellular component: membrane; cytoplasm; lysosome. Gene Ontology annotation, molecular function: scavenger receptor activity. The coding region runs from base 215 to 1651 and encodes 478 amino acids. The record is from RefSeq and is a predicted model, not a curated record. The transcript is spliced from 12 exons.